Closterium sp. Yama58-4 is the source of this 1005-nucleotide messenger RNA. Lineage: Eukaryota; Viridiplantae; Streptophyta; Zygnematophyceae; Desmidiales; Closteriaceae. The record is from the annotation of a GenBank genome assembly.
AUGGAGACUCCCGGCUUGUCUCUUCCCAGAUGCCAUUCAUCCACACCCAGACUACGAAACUCUGUAGUGUGCCUGAGAACGAGUGUUCCAGCAUUCUCCUUCUCCCUACAACCAGAAACUAAGACUGCGUUGCAACGCUUCAAGGUGCAUCUGGCAAGAGAUCAGAUUUGCUACCAGAGAAUACCAGCAGUUGCUGUAGCUGCAACUGCGGAAAGUGCAGCGGAUUCGGCUAAGGGAGUGAAGGUGCAGAUCACGCUGGUCAGGGAAUGCGGGUUCGGUCAGGCCUUCGGAGUGGUGGGGGGAUCGCCGGAACUCGGUCAAUGGGAACCGAGCAGAGCGCUUCAGAUGGAAUGGUCGCCUGGCCACGUCUGGUCGGCGCAAACUGUUUUACCUGCGGGGUCACGGAUCGAGUUCAAGAUCAUCAUGGUGACAGAAAAUGGAGAUAUCGUGUGGCAACCAGGCCCGAAUAAGACUGCCGUGGUCUCUAACGGCAAGGGGAAGCAGCUUCUGCAGCUCCCCUGGGACAACGAGGAGCUUCCUCCUCUUCCGCGGACGGCGGACGCUGGCGCAGUGAAAACAGCCGCAACAGCGCUUGCGCCGGAGUUUCAAGAGGCGGAGCUUGCGAGCGAUAAUUCAACAGCGAAGGGAGCGGACGAGGCGAAGGCGGUUGACGGAAAUGAGCCGGCGGAGGAGGCGGUUGUAGCAUCCGCGGCACAGACCCAGGGAGAGAGUGCCGAGCAGGCGGAGGAGGAGGCCGAGAAGGAAGCCAGGGAGGAGGAGGAGGCAGUCGUGUCUGUGGAGGAGACGCGUGCUGAGGCUUCCCCUCCAGAACCAGACGCGAUUGAGGGAGCCAAGCAAGCAAAGCAACCCUCUAAGAAGAAACCCGUCUCACCAACAGCUCGGGUGCUGCAGGCAGAUGCAGCAUGGGGGCAGCGCGUGUGGGGGUCGCUAAUUUCCUCAUGGGGACGCAAAACGCUGAUGGAUGAAGAGACGAACCGGGAUUAG